Messenger RNA from Sebastes umbrosus (honeycomb rockfish), 10382 nucleotides. RefSeq names its product ciliogenesis and planar polarity effector 1 (gene cplane1). Gene Ontology annotation, biological process: cilium assembly. Bases 241 to 10005 code for a protein of 3254 amino acids. The record is from RefSeq and is a predicted model, not a curated record. The transcript has 50 exons. Gene Ontology annotation, molecular function: protein binding. NCBI's taxonomy places the organism in Eukaryota, Metazoa, Chordata, Actinopteri, Perciformes, Sebastidae. Gene Ontology annotation, cellular component: ciliary transition zone.
UAAAGGAUCAUGGGAAACACUCCUUGCCACUGAAGCGGAGGGAGUUUCGAAAUCUGUCAUGAUUAGCUUCGUUAUAACACAUAAAACCGAAGUUAUAUUAACACUUCCGCGACCAAAUGGUGUGGGCAUUUACACAUUAGACUAUAACCAACAGUUGAAGUGCUCAGUGGGAUCCUGCGACAUCUAUGAAGCCUUCCUGAGAGCAUCAUCAGGAGGAAGAACCGAUGCUGUCUGUUAAACAUGGAGCUAAAGCUGGAGGUUGUUUUGUCAUCCAGCAUCAAACGGAAGAAACCAUGGCCGAGAUUCUGUUGGCUUGGGAAGGAGAAGGAGUCUGUGUUCCUGUUAGAUGACAAACGGAUCAGUGAGAUCAACAUGGUGUCUGGUCGCACCAAGAAGAGGACUCCUAAGCUCCAUCCUCUACUCAACAGUGUGGUGACAAUGGCUUCAUCCCACAACGGUAUGUGGCUUUGUGGACUUCUGGUGUCAGGAGAGCUGUUUCUGUGGAACAGGGAUAAAGACUUGUUGAAGACUGCUGCAGCAGUCCCAGAAGUAGUUCAAAUGAUUACUGCUCUUCAAGGGAGUGCUACACGACUAUCGCUCCAGGUUUCAGGGGAUGGGAUGCGUGUGCUCCUGGUAGCCAUAACAGGGCAAGUGUUCCUGUGGGAGGGUAUGGAUGUCAGGGAUUUGACAUUAGUACGAGAUGGCACAGUCAAGGGACACUGGGCACAUAUACAGCCCCUUGAAGACUCCAUUCUGCCUUCCUCGCAGGACAAAGAAGCAUCCCAACACACCAUCUUCAUCAAGACAGAGGUUAUGGAUGAUGCCUGCUUAUCAGCCUUUGUUUUCACAUCUGGGAGGAAACUAAUCAUCACCUGCCUGAAAAUUCAAUGGGAGGAGGGACGUGUGAGAGCGGGUUCUGUGGGAUACAGCAUACAGUGGGCCACCAAGACAUACCCCAUGUCUCGUCUCACCCCGCCCUGCCAACCAGUGAAGUCCAGAGGGGCCUUGGUGCCAGCCUUCUCCCCAGAUGGCCGACUGUUAGCCAUCGUCCUGAACCAAAGACAGCCUAGGGCCACACAGGUCCUCUUUGUGAGCACACAGAAUUUUGUCUCAAUAUCAAGUGGCCUCGGAGGAUGUGGCAGUAAGAAAUUGGAGAUCCCCUCUAAAUACAUAAGGUCCUACUGGGUGGGCAGUGUGAGCUGGUCCCCAGGCGGUCUUUUCCUGGCCUGUGUUCUGAAGAGAGGCUCCCUUCUUAUGUUAGCUCGCCUUGGAGGGCUUCUCACUCUAACAAGCUGUGGGUGCAAUGUUGACUUCGAGCCUGCACACUUCCUACCCCUGCACCCUCUCGUCCAUUACCGGGCGCCAAUGUCUGCAGGGAAAGGGGAGUCCUCUCUGUCCAGCUCCAGCUUGUCUGUGCGGGAUGUCCUCAGGCAGCGGUAUUCUGUGACCUGGCAUCCACGGCUGUUGUAUCUCAUUGUGUCUGAUGGCUACAUGGCCACAGUUCUGAGGGUGCUAGAUAGGCCUUCUCCUGCCCUGCUACUGAAAACACUUCUAAAGGACACAAGCAAGGACCUCGAGAAAGCCAGCCGGAUACUGGAUAGAUCACAGGUGAUUCAUGUGAGGGCAUGGUUGGAAUCUCUAUCUUGCCUGCAUCUUGACAGCAGCCUUGUUACAUGUGGGCCCAACACCGCAGACUCUGUCAUUUCAGCAGCCACAGAUGGAUCCACUUUGCCACUUUUCCUGCAGGAUCAGGGCACAUUGGGUGGUACCAAGGAGCUUCUUGAAAAAGUACAGACUUUCUUCGAGGACGACUCUGAUGUGGACGGACCUCCUGCUGGUUCUCAUCUGGAGGAUGGCGGCCGUUUGGAGUUUGCCUCAAUGUUUGACACACUUCACGCCCUGGACACACAGACUGGAUUUAUUACUAGCCCAGAUUAUGAGAAGGACUUUGUUGAAACAGAGAGGAAGACUUCUCUUCUUCAUCUCGAACUUGGAAAAAUCCAGAAAAAGCUGUUAACAGCUUGGGCUUUUGGCAUGUCUCUCGGAAAUGCUGUGGAAAACAGAACUCGUCUGCUGAAGCAUACCCUCUAUUGUGUGGUGCGAUUCGCUGCUUUACACAAUUUAAUCUCCAGCUCCGUGAACACAGGGAAAAAGAAUACCUCGGUUUCUGCUUGCCUUCUGGACCUUCUCAAAGCCCUUCUGUCUUUUCUUCCGUGGGAUAGCACUCACUCUGAUGGGCCAUGCUGCCUGGGGCUGGUGGUAGAGUUCAGUAAACGGCUGAUACGCCUCCUGCUGACCCCUCACCCCGAGUCCUACCAGACUGGUCACUGUCAGUUAUCAUCUCAUACUCUCUCCUCAGUCCUGCUUAUCUUGCAGCUGGUUUCCGAUUCUCUUGACCACACCUACAGCCUGCAGCAAAGAACUGUCUGGUCCUCUGCAGAGAAGGAAUCUCUUUCCCAGCAACCACAAUGCUGGCCUUCAGAUGCACACUAUGUGCCUCUGUUGCAGGAUGACAAAGAAGAGAAAUCCAGUUUUGUACAUCAGGCAAGACCUGUUCCCCAGCGACCAUCCAGCAGAUUGCUGGGAGUGUGGCAGUGGGUCUACAAGAUCACCCAGCAGUAUAUGGAGGAACUGAAAGGCUUUAAAGGCUGUGAUGGCUGGGAGGAGGAAUGGCAACAGUCGUCUGUCAUCAUGUCCCAGAUCCAAACAGCUCUGCAGGCUACAGGAGAAAGGCUAGAGGAGGGUCCUGCACUGCUGAGUUACCCAGGUGAACAUCUUUUCCUGUUUGGCUCGUACCCAAAAAGUGCCGAUACAUGGCGGACACAAAUUUGUGAGGAGAGUAACAAAAGCUGUGAUCGUAGCGUCUUCAAGGAGACUCGGCUUUGUCUGGCACUCCUAUACAGUCUGUUAUCCCAGUACCGUCUGAGAGAAGCCCAGGAGUUGGGGGACCACAUGGCCUGCCUGAUCCUGCACAGGGCUGGACACCAGAAGGACAACAUAACAGCAGACUCCCUCCCUUGCCCGUGGCUGCCGACGGACCUUCACAGUGACGCAGCUUGUGCCGUGGUUCAGACCCUGGGGAGAUUCAUGGCCUCUUAUUUCACCAACCAACCCCUCAGCAUCCUGCCCCCUCACCAUGUGACCAUCCUGCCUCCACUACAUCUACCUCAUGCCCCUAGCGUUGGGCGCUUGAUGCCACUGUGCCAGGAGGAGGUGGCUAGAGCAGUGCGACAACAGCAGCUGUCAGAGGUAUGGACAGUAGACUACGCCCAGGACCUGCUGCUGCUAGGGGGUCUGCUUCCUGAGACUGUGUGGUUGGCUUACCAUCUUGGGGACUGGAAGACAGCGGCCUCUCUGAGCCUGGCCUACACAAACUACUGCACUGACCACUUUGACUUCUCUCGGCUCAGGAGGAGAGAGCUCCACCUCCCAACAGCUUUGGAACCAGAAAGCAUUUUUCAGGUUGAGUUGGAGUGUCUUUUUGGCAAUAAGUCUGACUCCCAAGAGCGCAGAGAUAAAGAUGGUGACAAGAGCUUUACAGACCCUACCGAAGGAGAAGACUGGGACUUGUUACAGGUUUCCAUUCAUGAGAUUCUGAAGGCUUCAGUCAUGGCUGGAGUUAAUGUCAUGUCUUCACCCUUGUCUUCCUUGCUGAACACAGCCAAAGACCUGUGUUCUUGUCUGCCUACGUUGGUGCCCAAUGGACUGUAUCUGCCUUCCCCACCUCUUUAUUGCCCUCAGCCUUCCCCCAACACACAGGACCCAAAAGGGACAAUAGGACAGUUUGCAGAAGUUGCAUCACGUCACAAAGUGUCCGGAGUUCUCCAAAGAUUGCUGUUACUCCUGAGAUCUGCACGUUGUUGCCAUCCUGCUGCCCAGUGGUACAUCAGCCAUCUGCGCCGCGCCAGACACGUACUACACAAGAUCAAGAAGAAGUACUCCUAUCCAUCAGCUGCUGAAGAAGAAAAGGCUUUCCCAGAGGGCCUGAUGAAGUUCGUCACCCGUAGUGGAUUCUUCAGACGGGGGCCUAAUAAAGACCGUCACCUGGACCCUGACACCAUUCAAACUAUUAUCUGUUUCAGGGAGCUGUGUGGUUUGUGCUGGAUGCUCCAUGUCAGGGACCAGCUCUCCAUUUCCUGCAGGAAGUAUCAGGCCGCCAGACAGCAUGGUAGAGAUGAACAGAUCCUUGGUGAUUCAGAGGUGAGAUCAACCUGUGCUGAUGCUCUCCGCUGGGCCCGUCGUUUCCUGCCUUUUUCUUGCUUCCUCAACGCUGAAGAGAUCCUCCAGGACAUACUGCUCAGCCUUGUGUCUGAACUUCCUCCUCUCUCUCUGGUGGCAGACACGCUGGUACGAGCCUUCCCAGAGGAGGAAGAGUCUGUCAGAGUCCCUCUGAGAGAAAAGUACAACACACUGCUGCAGAGACUGAGGCGAUGCAAUGUCCUUGAGGGGGAAAAAGAGGAGGUGGACGAGUUGAUGAUUAUUGUGAUUCAAGACAAAUUCAGGCAGAGGAAGAAACAUCUUAGGCGUUUGACGAGGCACCUGGCGCCCCCUGUUCUCCAUCUGUGGGAGAAAGAGGAGGAGAAGGAGGACAGGGGAAACAAACAUGGGAUGGCUGUGUUGAGGAAACUCUCACUGGGUACAAGUCUGAGCACCAGCACCUUAACUGACUGUGGGUUCCCUCCAGUGUACAGUGAUGGAGACACUGUGGAUAAUUCAUCUGAGGCUGUCUCUCCUGAAAUGCACAGCAGAGCCAAGACAAGGGGCAAAAAAGCAAAAAAGACUGCUGCAAAGAAGACUACUGUUAAGAUUGAAAGCGUCAUUCAGGAGGAGAGUCAGCCAGGCGACGCCAAGGAGAAUGAGCAGCCCCCCCUACCAGUGGUUGGCACCUGGGAGUUUGAGCUGGAAGAUGAAGAGUAUCUAAAUUUCCUGGAGCUCUUCCUCAGCUACGUGCUAGAGAAGGAUAGCGCUGAUGGAGGGGACUCAGGCGGUGAACUUCCUUUGCUGAAGGGCUUUUCAUCCCAGCUGCGGGAGAGAGAGUUGCAUUCCCUCACCUUCGAUGUGCUCACAACUAUUCAUCGCCGUCAAAGAGAUGUGCACCAUCCAGCGAGAAAACACUCUGGCAAUGAUCCUCCGGUGUUCAGAGCCGGCUGCUGCUACAAGCCCGUGAAACAAGGUGCGACACCCGAUCUGCAGACUUCCUCCGCCUGGAGUGAACCCCCCGUAUCCAGAACUAGCCUCUCUGUCACCUCUCUUCCUGGGCUGAGAGCUGGCAAGCAGAAAGGUUUGUUUAGCCUCCGACAGCAGAGGCCUUUAAGCCAAAGAAUGAAGAGGGGGCACUUUGGUUCUGAAACUAGUCCUAUCCGAAGUGCCUUUCCCACAGGGCAGCCUUCAGAGAGCGGCAUAUUUGGCUCCUCAACUUCUGUGGAGGCAGUGAUUGAACUUCAGCAGGGCCUGGACGCUAAACUAGAGGCUUGGUUUCCGGAGCUAGGCAGGCUGCUGGAGUGGAUGGUACGCUGGGCUGAUAGGAGGGUGCUACUGGGACAUCAUGGCAAAAAGAAAAAAGAGAGGGGAGGAGGGGAUGGAGGAACAGCUGAUGAAGGAGUAGUGAUCCGCGUCAAAGCCUCAGCGCCUGCCGUCCUCACUUCCCUCAGCUUGCUGGAGCGCAGGUACAACGCUCUGCUUGGGACUGACCGCUACAGUGCCCACAUCCAGGUUCCACAAACACAAUGGACUGUAGCCCCCGUGCUGCAACCUGAGGCGGACAGGAAGCUGGAGAGAGAGAGCAGUGUUGAUACAGGCUACCCUGGAUCAGCCAACACUCCCAUCAUUGGUCUUGAUAACAAUCUACAGCAAGAAGAACUGUCCAUUAGUUCUCGCACAGAUGAACCAGAGGAACUGAAGUUUCACAGGACACCUCUCCCUAAUGACCAGGAUCAACUGCCCUUUGAUGCUCAGCAGAGACAAUCCAGCUCACAACAACUAUCUCUCCAUGACUUAGAUGUCACACCUGAAAAAGAAGGAAAAAGUAGUGACAGUGAGGGCUUGGAAGUGUCGUCAUCUGUUUCCAAUGAGAACAUUUCUGGAAACAUCUGCACGUCUGACACGAGUUUAAAGCUUGCAGACUUGGACUUCCCAGAAAAUGCUGAAGACAUGUCCAGCUCUACGUCUCUUCAUGCUGAAAGCCUGCAAGCCCCCCCACACCCAAAGCCCCAAGCUCUUCCUACUGUCCAGCCUGAGGCAGAGGUCCAUGCAGAUCCUUCUGGUUCAACUGAAGCGCUGCUCCCCAACACACCUGUUGAUCCUCCAAGCCUUCAGCCACAAAGCUCCACAGCUGGUGCACCCACUGUGGAUUCUACAGCCCCCAAACAACCAUUAUCCACUCAGUCUCCGGCAACACAACAGCGUUUGGGUGAAGACUUAUUCAGAUUGGUUCAGAAUAUCAACUACAUGAGCCUGAUGGAGGUUUUGGGAGCGUCGUUUUCUAACCUGCAACUUGCCCAGCAGAGCUCUUCUUUGGCCCAGUCUAACAUGAACACCUCACACCCUAAUGUGCCAUCAUCUUAUGCUACCAAUUUCAUCCCUCAACCGAAUGCCUUACCCGUUCAAACCAACAUUUCUGUGCCACCUCAGACACAAGCACAUGUGCCAAGUUCAAGAUCCAACAACCCUCAGUUCAGUCAGGCCCCUGCAUGUAUGUUUGCAGACCAGCAUGCCAUGCAGAGCUCAGGGAAAACCUCUCCGACAGGCGGCCAGCAUCACACCACCAGGAACCUGACCUCCACUGCUAAUGGUGCAGGUGUAAGUUAUCAGGAAAUGCAGCAGCUCUCUGUCCAGGCGGUGUCACCAGAAAUCCAGUUUAUGGAGAGCAGGAGGUUGAUUCCACCCUCACAGGGGCUUCUGGCCACUACUGACACCAGUCACACAAUUCACAGUGCCCCUGUGUUACUGCCUUCUAAUGAUAGCGUACAAAGUGAUCCUGCUCCUCAGGUCUUGGGCUUGAAGUUACUUCAACUCCACCGUCCUCCAUUGCCCCAGCAGAGUGCCCCACACCAUCCCCAAGGCCCCCAGGAGCUCUACACUGCAAACCCUGCAACUAUAGAAUCCCAUCAGCAUAAAAACAAUGACCAAUCUGCCUCGGUCCCAAAAAAACAACUCAGUUUUAAUACUCCGCAUGAUCCAGCUCCCAGGUACUCUCAAGUCAAGAGUCAGACAUCGGAAAGAUACAGUGGGCAAGGGUUCUCCCUGCUCCCUCCUGCUUUACCAGCUCACACACCUGCACCGAUGCAGGGCCUUCGUCUGCUGCACUUUCAGGCUGUUCCACAAAGCAACACCACGUUCCCCAAACUACCCUUACCACCUCCCUACAGGCCCGCUACUUUCAUCGCAGCUCCGAUGGGACACGCACCUAUGAUCAAGCUUCUACAUAUAGAUUCUGGACCACAGAUGAGGUUUUCUGAGGCAGCUCCUUCACGCCCAAUGACCCGUCUCAUGUCCAUGGAGGAGUUGACAAGUUCAGUGAUCGGGAGGCAGAACGCUGAAGAGGCUCGACUGCAGUUGCUCAGAGUAGACCCACCUACUGAAAGCACUAGAAGAGCUACCACUUAUCCCAGCUCUAACUCCAACCAUAGGCAGAAAAGGAGAGAGGAGCUGGCGGGGAAGGCAAGAAAAGCAGAGGUCACAUUCAGACCAAAUGAGUCCAUCAUCCCUACACAAGAGCCAACAAACGAGCCUGCACACGAAGAUCCUGCAUCUGCAGAAGAGGUCACCCCUGGACGGGACGUUGCUCAAUUUGGGUCCUUUGACUAUUUGCUGACUGGUCAGAGAUUACUGGACAAGGCCGAGUCCACUUCAGCUGAGCUCCAUGCCUUUGCUUCCACACGUAAAAGACCCCCAGAGUGCCAUGAUGCUUUCACCAACACAGACCCAGCUCGUCCUCCCACGCUUGUGGAUAAAGCUGUGUCUGCUAGUAGCCCUAAAUCACAAAGCUCAGGGAAUCUGCGGUUUUUCAACGAGCGCCUCGUUGAAGAGACAGAGGAGACCCCACAGGGACCAGAGACGAAUCUGGUAAGAGGCCAGACAUACAGGGGUCUGAAUGGCCGCCAGUUCAUAAGUGUCUUGGAUCUAGAAGACAAAGACCUGCAUCAGGACCUGCCCCCCUGUCUCAGCCUAGGAGCACAAGAUGUUCCUUCCAUCCGCCCUUCUUCACCUACUUCUGCUCAGCUUCAUGUACUUGCGACUUCUGUUAUUAGGAGUUCUGCUGCUGCUGAUCCACAACCCUUAGCCACCAGUCCAGAGGAUCUCCACUGGAGAUCACGCACAGAUGUCCCAGAGGAGUCGCCGUCACACAGCCGCAUUGAGCCCGGUAGGGAUUCAGAGAGAAUCACUCCACAAGACGUGGUAGAUCCACCUGACUCUGAAAUCUGUCGAGCCAUAAGGAACCAGAGCGUCGGCCUUCACAGUGCCUCAUCCACACCUCCUACAGCCUGGUUCUCUUCCCGCCUGUCAGAGCUGGACGCUCAGUUGGCUGCUCUACAGAACAUUGCAGACUAUCUGGAGAUGGACUUUUCCAACUCCAGGAUGCUGGUGAACACUAUUGAAAAGCUCUCACCGGUCUUGGCUCCUGAUGUGAAGACUGCCACUGCAGUAAAAAAAACUGUCAGACUGUCCGUCCCACAGGAAGCAUGGUUACCACGACUGGACGCUUCAACUGAACUGAAUGCAUGGGAAGAGGAAGAAGAAAAUCAGGAAGACGAACGUGUGCUUCAUAAUGACUCUUGGGCUUCCGAAAGGAACCUAUCUGUUCGUUAUUCCACUUCUUCUCACAGUCACAACGCCGGUCCUUCCUACCGUCACACCCCUCCAAAAAUGAAAGAUCAGCUGUCUGAAGCAUCUGGGAUAUCUUCAGUAUGGGCCAAUGAGAAUCUGGGUCAGACCGGGCUAUCCGAUACAGCAGAAAUCUUAGACGAGCUGGUGAGGGAAGGAUAUUUGUCCCGGACUGACCUGAAUCUGUCCAGGUCACAGACUGCUGCACACCGUAGCAGCAGGCUGGACCAGCAGCAAAGUAGCUGGAUGUCGCAGAAACGAGUCCGUCCAGAGGACGAGAGGAGAGAGCUGAGGAUCUGGAUGAGAAGGAAACAGAGGGAAAGACUGGCUGUUUAUCAAAAACACAGAGAGAGCCUGAGGGAGAGGGAGCACAAUCCUUUUUCUACCUCAGGAACAGUGAAACCAACACACAAGAAUAAAGCAACAGCUUGGAGAACCAGAGAGGAAAAAGAAAAGUUCAUGCUUCUGGAGCAAUACAACCAGAGGACCCGUGAAGCCUAUUCCUUGGCCAGUGACUUCCCCACCAGUCCUCCAAACCUACGCGCUUUUUCACAGACUGAAGGUUUACCAGUGGCCUUAACUACACGAGCCAACACCGCUCCACCCUCUGGUAGCACUCACAGGGCGUACAGUGUAUCUGCUGAUGAUAAAAGAAGUCUUAAGUCAGGACAAGCUCAACCCCACCUUCGUCCAUGGACUGCUGAGAUGCAGGGACAAGCUUCAGAAGAUCACCGCAGGAGACUGGGACUACAUAGACCAGUCACCUCUCUGCCAAGGGACCGUCUGUCUCAGUUGACCCGGCGUGGCAUGCUCACGUACACAAAGAGCCAUGCUAAACUGCACACAGCCGGCCAGAGCGAAGAACGGCAUGUCGGACACCAUAGAAAGACGGGGCCGGGCAGAGGGGCCGCUGUAGAGAGAGGGAUGCCGAGGGAGCAGACGAGGGUGGAAGAGAGAGAAGAGGUGAACCUUUUGGAUCCCACUUCAGAACUGAACAGGCUGCUGGAGUCAGAGGAGUCUAACAUAGUUUUGGCUGGACUGUUGGAUGAGCAGGACGACGGUGCCGGAGCUGGUGUGUCAGCGAUGGACUGGCUGGACAACCUUUCUGAGAGCGCCAGCAGCAACCUCAGCAAAAUAGACUGGGCAGCUAUCGAGAGGAUGGUGUCUGCGGAGGACUCUUGAGCUCAAGCAGAUGGUAUACUGGUAAACAUGUUAUGUGCCUAUUGAAUAUACUGAAAUUCAGAAGCAUUUUAAAGUAUAAUAUAAAUUAUAAUUUAGAUAUAUUUAAUAAAUUAGAUAUGAUCAGAAGUGAUAUUAAAUAUGUCAUGGCAGAUAUAUUUGUUAUUGGUAAAGUAGGCCUACGAUAAAUUAUAUGUGAUGUAGUCUAUUUCAUUUUCAUAAUUUGUUAUAGAAUAUUUGCACUGACAUCUGUAGUGAUGCCCUCUUCUUGAAAAUCUAGGGUUGUGCCAUUUGUGUGUAAAGUUUUCUACAUUUAUAAUUUAUUUUUGUACAGACUUGACAGUUCCAGCUAUUAAAUAUCUGGAUUUAAGCAUUUCAAA